Diaporthe citri is the source of this 927-nucleotide messenger RNA. RefSeq lists its product as uncharacterized. The record is from RefSeq and is a predicted model, not a curated record. The transcript has 4 exons. The coding region runs from base 1 to 927 and encodes 308 amino acids. NCBI's taxonomy places the organism in Eukaryota, Fungi, Ascomycota, Sordariomycetes, Diaporthales, Diaporthaceae.
AUGGGUAUUGUCGCUGUUGCCGGCGGAUCUGGGCCCGUGGGUAGGACCAUAGUUGAUGCACUUGUGGCACACGGUAAACACAAAGUCCUCGUUUUCUCUCGCAUUGAGCGUCUGCCCGAAGAACAAGUCACCUACAUCAAUGCCGACUAUAAUGAUGUUCAGGGCACGAGUGAUGCAUUGGAAGGUGCCGACGUGGAUACUGUAAUCUGCGCAAUAGGCGUGGCGACCCCAGACACCAACAAGGCUCAACUCGAUCUCAUCAAGGCUGCUCAGCAGUCCAAGACCACUCGUCGGUUUGUGAUCAGCAGCUUUGACAUGCUACAGCGACAAGAGUACAUCGACAUCAGCCCGCUUGCAAAGUAUACAUUUGAGGCAAUUGAUCUGCUCGAGCAGAGCGGACUCGAAUACACGCGUAUAGCCUGCGGCUGGUUCCUCGAUUACUUUGGCAUGCCAUACUGGAAGACACAUCUUCAUCCAUGGGUCAAUGUACUGAACAUGGAACGGCGGUGGGCGGCUGUUCCAGGCGACGGUUCGGCCAAGGCCAACUUCGUGACCACUCAAGACAUGGCCAAGUUCGUGGCCAACAUGAUGGACUUGGGGUCGUGGUCCAAAGUGAGCACCAUCGUCGGCGACUGCCUCACGAUGAACCAGCUGGUAGAGAUGGCCGAAGAAGAGCGCGGCUCCAAAUUCAACGUGGCGUAUGACAGCCUCGAAAAGCUGAAGGCCGGGAAAAUUUCUUUCGCUUCUGAAUUCCCGAACAUAGAUUUUGUGGCCGACUCAGAGGCCUUCUAUGCGAUGAUUCACUACCAGGCUGGUCUCGGCCAGUACGAGGUGCCGACCAACGACACGCUGAAUGAGAGGUUUCCUGAGCUGAGUAUCACGCACGCGAGAGAGGUCAUGAGCGUAUGGAGAGGAAGACAGGAUUAG